AUGCCAUUACCUCACCACCACCAGGCGCGCAGGGACAUGCAGAGAGCGUUCGACUGGCUGCUCUGCGACCCAUCGGGGACCGUCAACUUCGCCUCCCGAGUCUCCAAGUCCGCCCUGCACCAGUGCAGUGAAGGAGCGCCUGCAACAAUGUGCAGUGUGCACACCUUCAGUCGUGCGCCUAAUUCUCCUCACUCUCCUCUAUUCAUGCCCCUCCCCCCCACACCAUCAAAUUCGUCUGGACGCGCGUUCCACACCCACAGUGUGAUCAAGUCGGGGGAAGUCAUGUUCAGAUUCGUCAAGUCAAUGUCCUCGCCUUCAGUCAUGCCAAUCUGCCUUCAGUCAUGCCAAUCUGCCUUCAGUCAUGCCAAUCUGCCUUCAGUCAUGCCAAUCUGCCUUCAGUCAUGCCAAUCUGCCUUCAGUCAUGCCAAUCUGCCUUCAGUCAUGCCAAUCUGCCUUCAGUCAUGCCAAUCUGCCUUCAGUCAUGCCAAUCUGCCUUCAGUCAUGCCAAUCUGCCUUCAGUCAUGCCAAUCUGCCUUCAGUCAUGCCAAUCUGCCUUCAGUCAUGCCAAUCUGCCUUCAGUCAUGCCAAUCUGCCUUCAGUCAUGCCAAUCUGCCUUCAGUCAUGCCAAUCUGCCUUCAGUCAUGCCAAUCUGCCUUCAGUCAUGCCAAUCUGCCUUCAGUCAUGCCAAUCUGCCUUCAGUCAUGCCAAUCUGCCUUCAGUCAUGCCAAUCUGCCUUCAGUCAUGCCAAUCUGCCUUCAGUCAUGCCAAUCUGCCUUCAGUCAUGCCAAUCUGCCUUCAGUCAUGCCAAUCUGCCUUCAGUCAUGCCAAUCUGCCUUCAGUCAUGCCAAUCUGCCUUCAGUCAUGCCAAUCUGCCUUCAGUCAUGCCAAUCUGCCUUCAGUCAUGCCAAUCUGCCUUCAGUCAUGCCAAUCCAAUCUGCCUUCAGUCAUGCCAAUCUGCCUUCAGUCAUGCCAAUCUGCCUUCAGUCAUGCCAAUCUGCCUUCAGUCAUGCCAAUCUGCCUUCAGUCAUGCCAAUCUGCCUUCAUCAUGCCAAUCUGCCUUCAGUCAUGCCAAUCUGCCUUCAGUCAUGCCAAUCUGCCUUCAGUCAUGCCAAUCUGCCUUCAGUCAUGCCAAUCUGCCUUCAGUCAUGCCAAUCUGCCUUCAGUCAUGCCAAUCUGCCUUCAGUCAUGCCAAUCUGCCUUCAGUCAUGCCAAUCUGCCUUCAGUCAUGCCAAUCUGCCUUCAGUCAUGCCAAUCUGCCUUCAGUCAUGCCAAUCUGCCUUCAGUCAUGCCAAUCUGCCUUCAGUCAUGCCAAUCUGCCUUCAGUCAUGCCAAUCUGCCUUCAGUCAUGCCAAUCUGCCUUCAGUCAUGCCAAUCUGCCUUCAGUCAUGCCAAUCUGCCUUCAGUCAUGCCAAUCUGCCUUCAGUCAUGCCAAUCUGCCUUCAGUCAUGCCAAUCUGCCUUCAGUCAUGCCAAUCUGCCUUCAGUCAUGCCAAUCUGCCUUCAGUCAUGCCAAUCUGCCUUCAGUCAUGCCAAUCUGCCUUCAGUCAUGCCAAUCUGCCUUCAGUCAUGCCAAUCUGCCUUCAGUCAUGCCAAUCUGCCUUCAGUCAUGCCAAUCUGCCUUCAGUCAUGCCAAUCUGCCUUCAGUCAUGCCAAUCUGCCUUCAGUCAUGCCAAUCUGCCUUCAGUCAUGCCAAUCUGCCUUCAGUCAUGCCAAUCUGCCUUCAGUCAUGCCAAUCUGCCUUCAGUCAUGCCAAUCUGCCUUCAGUCAUGCCAAUCUGCCUUCAGUCAUGCCAAUCUGCCUUCAGUCAUGCCAAUCUGCCUUCAGUCAUGCCAAUCUGCCUUCAGUCAUGCCAAUCUGCCUUCAGUCAUGCCAAUCUGCCUUCAGUCAUGCCAAUCUGCCUUCAGUCAUGCCAAUCUGCCUUCAGUCAUGCCAAUCUGCCUUCAGUCAUGCCAAUCUGCCUUCAGUCAUGCCAAUCUGCCUUCAGUCAUGCCAAUCUGCCUUCAGUCAUGCCAAUCUGCCUUCAGUCAUGCCAAUCUGCCUUCAGUCAUGCCAAUCUGCCUUCAGUCAUGCCAAUCUGCCUUCAGUCAUGCCAAUCUGCCUUCAGUCAUGCCAAUCUGCCUUCAGUCAUGCCAAUCUGCCUUCAGUCAUGCCAAUCUGCCUUCAGUCAUGCCAAUCUGCCUUCAGUCAUGCCAAUCUGCCUUCAGUCAUGCCAAUCUGCCUUCAGUCAUGCCAAUCUGCCUUCAGUCAUGCCAAUCUGCCUUCAGUCAUGCCAAUCUGCCUUCAGUCAUGCCAAUCUGCCUUCAGUCAUGCCAAUCUGCCUUCAGUCAUGCCAAUCUGCCUUCAGUCAUGCCAAUCUGCCUUCAGUCAUGCCAAUCUGCCUUCAGUCAUGCCAAUCUGCCUUCGCCAAUCUGCCUUCAGUCAUGCCAAUCUGCCUUCAGUCAUGCCAAUCUGCCUUCAGUCAUGCCAAUCUGCCUUCAGUCAUGCCAAUCUGCCUUCAGUCAUGCCAAUCUGCCUUCAGUCAUGCCAAUCUGCCUUCAGUCAUGCCAAUCUGCCUUCAGUCAUGCCAAUCUGCCUUCAGUCAUGCCAAUCUGCCUUCAGUCAUGCCAAUCUGCCUUCAGUCAUGCCAAUCUGCCUUCAGUCAUGCCAAUCUGCCUUCAGUCAUGCCAAUCUGCCUUCAGUCAUGCCAAUCUGCCUUCAGUCAUGCCAAUCUGCCUUCAGUCAUGCCAAUCUGCCUUCAGUCAUGCCAAUCUGCCUUCAGUCAUGCCAAUCUGCCUUCAGUCAUGCCAAUCUGCCUUCAGUCAUGCCAAUCUGCCUUCAGUCAUGCCAAUCUGCCUUCAGUCAUGCCAAUCUGCCUUCAGUCAUGCCAAUCUGCCUUCAGUCAUGCCAAUCUGCCUUCAGUCAUGCCAAUCUGCCUUCAGUCAUGCCAAUCUGCCUUCAGUCAUGCCAAUCUGCCUUCAGUCAUGCCAAUCUGCCUUCAGUCAUGCCAAUCUGCCUUCAGUCAUGCCAAUCUGCCUUCAGUCAUGCCAAUCUGCCUUCAGUCAUGCCAAUCUGCCUUCAGUCAUGCCAAUCUGCCUUCAGUCAUGCCAAUCUGCCUUCAGUCAUGCCAAUCUGCCUUCAGUCAUGCCAAUCUGCCUUCAGUCAUGCCAAUCUGCCUUCAGUCAUGCCAAUCUGCCUUCAGUCAUGCCAAUCUGCCUUCAGUCAUGCCAAUCUGCCUUCAGUCAUGCCAAUCUGCCUUCAGUCAUGCCAAUCUGCCUUCAGUCAUGCCAAUCUGCCUUCAGUCAUGCCAAUCUGCCUUCAGUCAUGCCAAUCUGCCUUCAGUCAUGCCAAUCUGCCUUCAGUCAUGCCAAUCUGCCUUCAGUCAUGCCAAUCUGCCUUCAGUCAUGCCAAUCUGCCUUCAGUCAUGCCAAUCUGCCUUCAGUCAUGCCAAUCUGCCUUCAGUCAUGCCAAUCUGCCUUCAGUCAUGCCAAUCUGCCUUCAGUCAUGCCAAUCUGCCUUCAGUCAUGCCAAUCUGCCUUCAGUCAUGCCAAUCUGCCUUCAGUCAUGCCAAUCUGCCUUCAGUCAUGCCAAUCUGCCUUCAGUCAUGCCAAUCUGCCUUCAGUCAUGCCAAUCUGCCUUCAGUCAUGCCAAUCUGCCUUCAGUCAUGCCAAUCUGCCUUCAGUCAUGCCAAUCUGCCUUCAGUCAUGCCAAUCUGCCUUCAGUCAUGCCAAUCUGCCUUCAGUCAUGCCAAUCUGCCUUCAGUCAUGCCAAUCUGCCUUCAGUCAUGCCAAUCUGCCUUCAGUCAUGCCAAUCUGCCUUCAGUCAUGCCAAUCUGCCUUCAGUCAUGCCAAUCUGCCUUCAGUCAUGCCAAUCUGCCUUCAGUCAUGCCAAUCUGCCUUCAGUCAUGCCAAUCUGCCUUCAGUCAUGCCAAUCUGCCUUCAGUCAUGCCAAUCUGCCUUCAGUCAUGCCAAUCUGCCUUCAGUCAUGCCAAUCUGCCUUCAGUCAUGCCAAUCUGCCUUCAGUCAUGCCAAUCUGCCUUCAGUCAUGCCAAUCUGCCUUCAGUCAUGCCAAUCUGCCUUCAGUCAUGCCAAUCUGCCUUCAGUCAUGCCAAUCUGCCUUCAGUCAUGCCAAUCUGCCUUCAGUCAUGCCAAUCUGCCUUCAGUCAUGCCAAUCUGCCUUCAGUCAUGCCAAUCUGCCUUCAGUCAUGCCAAUCUGCCUUCAGUCAUGCCAAUCUGCCUUCAGUCAUGCCAAUCUGCCUUCAGUCAUGCCAAUCUGCCUUCAGUCAUGCCAAUCUGCCUUCAGUCAUGCCAAUCUGCCUUCAGUCAUGCCAAUCUGCCUUCAGUCAUGCCAAUCUGCCUUCAGUCAUGCCAAUCUGCCUUCAGUCAUGCCAAUCUGCCUUCAGUCAUGCCAAUCUGCCUUCAGUCAUGCCAAUCUGCCUUCAGUCAUGCCAAUCUGCCUUCAGUCAUGCCAAUCUGCCUUCAGUCAUGCCAAUCUGCCUUCAGUCAUGCCAAUCUGCCUUCAGUCAUGCCAAUCUGCCUUCAGUCAUGCCAAUCUGCCUUCAGUCAUGCCAAUCUGCCUUCAGUCAUGCCAAUCUGCCUUCAGUCAUGCCAAUCUGCCUUCAGUCAUGCCAAUCUGCCUUCAGUCAUGCCAAUCUGCCUUCAGUCAUGCCAAUCUGCCUUCAGUCAUGCCAAUCUGCCUUCAGUCAUGCCAAUCUGCCUUCAGUCAUGCCAAUCUGCCUUCAGUCAUGCCAAUCUGCCUUCAGUCAUGCCAAUCUGCCUUCAGUCAUGCCAAUCUGCCUUCAGUCAUGCCAAUCUGCCUUCAGUCAUGCCAAUCUGCCUUCAGUCAUGCCAAUCUGCCUUCAGUCAUGCCAAUCUGCCUUCAGUCAUGCCAAUCUGCCUUCAGUCAUGCCAAUCUGCCUUCAGUCAUGCCAAUCUGCCUUCAGUCAUGCCAAUCUGCCUUCAGUCAUGCCAAUCUGCCUUCAGUCAUGCCAAUCUGCCUUCAGUCAUGCCAAUCUGCCUUCAGUCAUGCCAAUCUGCCUUCAGUCAUGCCAAUCUGCCUUCAGUCAUGCCAAUCUGCCUUCAGUCAUGCCAAUCUGCCUUCAGUCAUGCCAAUCUGCCUUCAGUCAUGCCAAUCUGCCUUCAGUCAUGCCAAUCUGCCUUCAGUCAUGCCAAUCUGCCUUCAGUCAUGCCAAUCUGCCUUCAGUCAUGCCAAUCUGCCUUCAGUCAUGCCAAUCUGCCUUCAGUCAUGCCAAUCUGCCUUCAGUCAUGCCAAUCUGCCUUCAGUCAUGCCAAUCUGCCUUCAGUCAUGCCAAUCUGCCUUCAGUCAUGCCAAUCUGCCUUCAGUCAUGCCAAUCUGCCUUCAGUCAUGCCAAUCUGCCUUCAGUCAUGCCAAUCUGCCUUCAGUCAUGCCAAUCUGCCUUCAGUCAUGCCAAUCUGCCUUCAGUCAUGCCAAUCUGCCUUCAGUCAUGCCAAUCUGCCUUCAGUCAUGCCAAUCUGCCUUCAGUCAUGCCGCUCCUCUCCCCGUCCCCUUCCUCGCUCACUCUCUGAUCCAUCUGGACACGCGUUUCACACCCACAAUUCGUCUGGAUGCGCAGCACACGUACAAUGUGAUCAAGUCAGGGGGGGCGCCCGUGGUGUGUCUGCCGGGACAGGGAGUGCUGCUCGCAUUUAUGCAGCCCUGCAGCCUGGCCGACAGAUUCGAUUUGAUCACCACUGUGCACGACACACCUCCUGCCACGCCCAAGGCGGCGCUGCUGCUGGACGAGCCCCCCCACCGGCGCAGGGAGGGGGCAGCAGCAGGUGUGGUGGCGAGGGGCAUGGGGGAGAGGGCCACGGCUGUGCGGGUGCACCCCAGGGAGGUGCCUUCUGGCUGGCGCCUUGAGCAGGGCCUGCCAGCGGUGGGCGGCGCGUCGGUGCUGAUCGGAGUGUCGCUGGCGUCGCCUGACACGGCUCUGCGCCUCGUGGACAAGGGGCCCAGCGCGGACAACAAGGCCGAGGCGCUCAAGUUCCGUGCUUUCUGGGGCCCCAAGGCAGAGCUGAGGCGCUGGAAGGACGGCACCAUCACCGAGGCUGUGGGUGCGUGUGUGCUGUGCGGUGGAGAGGGGGCAUGGGAAGCCCCCUCCACGGAGCGCCACCUCAUCCCCUCACGCCUCAUCUCGUUUGUCCUGCAGCGCCACCUGGGGGUGGACGAGGGCGCUGUGAGGGUGGCUGCAGGGCAGCUGGACUUUGCUCUGCAGGUGGCAGGCAAGGACCCAGCAUCAUCCGCCCCGGCACUCAGCGCAGCCUUUGAGCGUGUGGCCUCGCUGCUGCGCCAGCUGCCCUCCCUGCCGCUCUCCGUCGUCGCCCUGCACUCCCUCUCCCCCGCAACAAGGGGAGCAGCGGCCUUCCCCCCAUCACCCUGCCCGCCUCCCUCUGCAGGGGGCGCAGCAGAGGAAGAGGGCGUGUGGCGGCGCUGUGUGGAUCCGGUUCCCGUGGCCGUGCAGCUCGAGGCGUCCAGCAAGUGGCCCGAUGAUCCCGAGGCGCUGCGCCUCACGCGCCACGCGUUCUGCCUGCAGAUGGCCAGCAGCCUGCAGGAGGCACACGGGGUGGCAGUGGAAGCAGCGCAGGGCGCCGUGGAUGUGAUGAUUGAUGGCAUUGCCUUCCGCCUCGUGCUGCUCCAUGACUAUGGUGAGAUGCAUGACUAUGCCCAGGAUGUUACCGCCUCCUCCUCCUCCACAUCCCUCACUCCCCUCAUCACGCCCUCGCCCCUCACCGCCGUUCCCACCUCCCCCUCCGCCUUCUCCGAGACGCAUCGCACGCUGCAGCACCACAGCACACUCAACGGGCUCACGGGUCGCCACCCCACCUUCGGCCCCAUUGCAAGGCUUGCCAAGCGGUGGGUGGCAAGCCAUCUCUUCUCGUCGCACCUCAAAGAAGAGGCGGUGGAGCUGCUGGUGGCUCACACCCUCACCGCGCCCAACCCCCUGCUGCUGCCCGCCCCCAAGUCGCGACUCGCUGGCCUCCUCAGGUUCUUCCGCCUCGUGGCGUCGUACGAUUGGCUGUCGCAGCCGCUCAUAGUGGACGUGAACAGUGCUUUCUCUCCUGAAGACGUGCAGCAGAUUCAGGCUCGCUUUGAUGAGCGCCUGCCACCCCACAAGGACACGCUGGGGAGCUCAGCACGCAGCGUGGCAAAGCGAUUGAAGCAGAGCGCGGCGGAGGGAGGGAAGGACGGCGAGGGGGAGAAGGAGCGGCGCCCCGCCAUGUGCAUCUCCACGCCGUACGAUCGCGACGGUGCCAUGUGGACGCAUCUCGGACCGUCCGUUGAGGCUCUGGAGCGUCUGUGUGCCUUUGCCGAAAGUGCAGCGCAAGUGCUGGCACAGCUGAUCACAGGGGAGGGGGAGGAAGGGGGAGGUGGGGAGGAGGGAGGAAGAAAGGGAGGGGGCAAGGGGAAGGAGAGAGGCAAUGAAAAGCACAGGGCGGUGCAGUGGAAGUCGCUCUUCCUCUCACCGCUCUCCACGACAUUCGACCUCGUCAUUCACCUGGACCCUGCGUCCCUCCCCCACCACCACCGCGUGCUUUUCCCGGCCCCCAAGGCUCUGAGUACCGCCAAGGGCUGGUUGCAAGUACCCUCGUCCCUCUCUCCAACAGAUCCCACCUCCUCCUCAUCCUCCUCCCCCUCAACCGCCCUCCCUCCGUCUCUCCAUCGCCUCGCCUCUGCCGGCCCUCCGCUGCUCAUUGGCUUCAAUCCGACGGCUCUGCUGCUCACACACCUGCAGGAACGGUUUGGCUCGGUGCUCACCUUCUGGUAUGACGGCCUCUGUGGGAGCGAGGUGAUAGGUGCUACAUGGCGCAUUCCCAUUGGUGCAUCUGCUGACGGCGGUGCUGCUGCCCCCUGCCUGCCCCGCCGGGCCCAGCAAGCCCACCUGCUGCCGUGCUCCCACCAGUCUGAGCGAGAGCUGCCAUGCGGAGUGGUGAAUGUUGCUGCCAUCAUUGAUGACAUCAGCAUCAUGGGUGCAGGCCUUGUGGCGUCUGUCCAUGUUCGGCAAUGA
Molecule: messenger RNA, 8001 nt
Organism: Closterium sp. NIES-65
Lineage: Eukaryota; Viridiplantae; Streptophyta; Zygnematophyceae; Desmidiales; Closteriaceae
Source: the annotation of a GenBank genome assembly